UGCGCGGACGCAGCGAGAACCCUGGAAUUCAUUAUGCGUUUAAAACCUUUAUUUAUUUCCGCAUAACCUACAUUCUCUCACCGGGAGGGCCAAAGCGGAGAAACGCAACGACGACGGUCCAUCUCUUCCGGAAAAUACAUCGUUUAUAAAUAUAUUAUUUUUGUCGGAAGGGAAUACCGUUGAGGGAGUGAAGAUUGUAAUAUAUAUUUAAAAAAUGUCCGGUGAGAGAAACCGCAGGUCGCUGGCUUUCCGAGGAGGCGGAUUAGCUGGGUUAACGGGUUCCAGCGGUAUCGGUGGGGGGAACCGUAACAGCUGGGAGGCCCCGGCCUGUCAAGACCGACAUUUUAACGGGAACAGGCCGGACCAAGAGGAGGACAGAGAUCUGGGGGCGAAGGGACCAUCGCAGAAGAGAGCGGAGGGCGCGGGGUCUGUCAGCGAUAGCACGGAACCCGAGGCGGAGGAAGACGAGGACCCGGAAGAAGGCAGCUCGGCAGCCGGGGACUGCGACGGCGACGACCGUGUCGGCUCGGUGGAAGGAGAGAACGGGUCCAGAGAGGGGAAUAGCCUGCCGGAGGUAAACGGUCCAGACAUCGCCGACAGCCGAGAGUCGGGAAGCGGUGCGACUGGGGGCGAGUCGGGAUCCAGGAAAUCGGGGGUCGAGAUGAGACCGCAAACGUUGCUUCAGAAACACUCGUUAUUCCACGCGAAGUGGUUGCAAGAGUUUCCAUGGCUCAAAUUUUGCCAGGGGUCGGGACUCAUGUCCUGCUCUUGGUGUCACAACAUUGCCACUAAAAACAGCGACGAGCUUGCCAAAGGCAGCCGCAACUACAAGCGGGCCUUGCUGCUGAGACAUCACCUGUCUGCGGAGCACGGGAGGAACGACCCCACCAAACAGGAGACGAAGAGGCCCUCAGACAAUGGCAACCCCUCCACUAAUUGCUCAGAGGAAGACUACCGCAACAAGUCCAAUGAGAACUCCUACUGCUACCAGCUUCUCCAGGAGCUGGACAAGCAACGCAAAAGUGGCAUCCUCUGUGACGUCAACAUCGUCGUCUCGGACCGGGUGUUCCGCGCACACAAGAACAUCCUGGUGGCGGGCAGCCGCUACUUCAAAACCCUCUACUGUCUGACCAAAGGCGAGUCUCCGGACCAGGCCACCAUCACACACCUGGAUGUUGCUGCUGUGCAGGGCUUCUCCGUUAUCCUGGACUUUCUCUACUCUGGGAACCUGCUGCUCACAAGCCAAAAUGCCAUUGAGGUGAUGUCCGUCGCGAGUUACCUCCAGAUGUCAGAGGUUGUACAUUCAUGUCGGGCUUUUAUAAAGAGUGCCCUGAAUAUCAGCAUCAAGCAAGAGGCUCCCGAUUCAGUGGUGGUGGACUACAACAAGAGGCAGACGGUGUCCAGAGAGGGACAGAGAGGGCUGGACCGGAAGCCAGGCAACUUCUGGGCCACCAGCAUCCUGUCCAAGCUGUCGAUCAAGGCCAGCAGCAACAAUCAAGGAAAGGAAGCGAUGGAUGAAGAAGACGAAGGUGGCAGGGUGAAGGAUGAGACCAGCGAUAUCGAGGUGACGAUGGUCGGCGAGGGCUGUGCCCUGGUGACCCCCGGAGCCUCCGGUAACUGGACCCACGACAACUCGUCUGACUCAGGAGAGCCCAAUGAAACGCGGUCGGCGAGUGGCCAGGUGCAGGUGUUCGUCUGGAACAAGCCAGCCAAAGGUGGCGCUGCAGCGGCGCCCGCAGCCAUAAAACGAGAAGCGCCAGAUGCUGCGGCAGGAAGCGGACGGAGGAAAAAACAGACCACCACGCGGCGAUUCGUGUACAACUUUCCGCCAGAACCCGAGGAUGGAUUUGACGAGGGGAUGUUCAUCCAGCCUGCUGCCUCCUACCCCAGAGAGGACUUCUCCUCCCUCUCCGAAAAUGCUGAGCUGGCCAAUCAGAUCCAGUAUAGCAUCAUCCAAGACUUACAGCAAGGGGAGUCCUGGGAGAAUGGCGAGUCCUCACACCUAGCUCUCAAUAAGCUCAAGUGCCCGCACUGUAACUACAUCGCCAAGCACCGGCGCACGCUCAAGAGGCACCUGAUCAUCCACUCGGGCGUGCGCUCCUUCAGCUGCGACAUCUGUGGCAAGCUGUUCACCCGCCGCGAGCACGUCAAGAGACAUUCCCUGGUGCACAAGAAGGACAAAAAGUACAAGUGCAUGGUGUGCAAGAAGAUCUUCAUGCUCGCCGCCAGCGUGGGCAUCCGCCACGGCUCGCGGCGCUACGGCGUGUGUGCGGACUGCGCGGACUCGCACCAGGCCACUCAGGAGGGCCUGGAGGGCAUGGAGUUUCCUCGCGACGAAGACUUCGAAGGCGAGGAAGGGGAAGACCUGAAUGGGGAGGAGCCUACCGACAACGACCAAUCAAAUUGGGGUGAGGGCAACACUGGUGCUGCCCCGGAAGCGGACUGAGAAUUUUAACAAGCUUGAGAAACAAAACAAAAAAAAGUUGAUGUUUAAUAUAUAUGUAUACAAAAACUAGCUGGUAAACAAUCAACUCCAAAGUGCUAUCAAACCUUGAGGUUACUUAAUUGUGCAAAUAUAUGACAAAGAGAUGGAUUUAAAAAAAAGCUUUCGUCGCGGGAACUCCAAGAUGUACAGAUUUUAUUAUUGUUAAAUGUGUCCAUCUCUGGGCCCAGAGACCACGAGAGAACGAUUCCAUCGGCGAAUAAUAUGAUAAAUCAGGUUUUUGGUGAUGUGUUUUUGUUUCCUGUUUUCCGGGGGGGUGGGGGGAGUUGGGCAGGGUGAUGAUGUAGUUUUGAGUUGGGGUAGGCCAAUCAUCUUAAAAAAAGCAAAAUUUUUAAUUAUUUAAUUUAUGAAGAGAGGUUAUUAUGGUCUUAUCAAUAAUUUUUUUGUUUUUGUCUGCAAGCAGAAGCACAGACAUGGCUGUUGCUUUUGCACAAUCUGAAAGUAUAUCGCUUUGUGCUUGUAGAAGUACACAGAAGAAGAGCAUUAUUGUCCACAGGAAGAUUUGUAACUUGCUCUGUAGAGUUUAGAUGCGCUAAAUAUUAUUAUAUUCUUUUCAAAUUUUCUUUCUUUCCCUGUACAAAUCUUGGAACCAAAAAAAUCUGUUUUGCGACUCUAAUGUAUCACAGCCAUAUUUAUGAUUAAUUUAAGAGGGCUGUGGUAUUGUGCCAAACAGACCGCACACCAAGAUUUAGCAGGAAGCAAAAACUACUGAAUACGCUUAGAAGAAAUCUACAAGAGACGUGAGGUUUUUUGUUAAGCGGGAAAAAAGAUGACAACAAAAAAAACGAAAGUACAAGGGGAAAUGUUAUUGCUAGCUUUAUACAAAUCACGGCGUCACAGUAACACUUUAUUAUUAUUAUUAUUAUUAAUAAACAAAAGCAUUUGACUUUCACUUAAAGCUUGAAUUUUGCCAAAUGACGAAACGUUUGGUGCUGUAAUGCUUGUCGCAGAAUACUGGACCUACAGGCUAUAUAUGAUGUUUAUAAUCAUGAAGCUUAAACUGACUCAGUUAAACAUAUGUAAUCAGCUUAACUAUAGAACACUGUUGUGCUACGGCGACUAUCAGGUAUGCUUUGCCAUUGUUUUUAAGCUUUUAUUUUAUUGAAUGCACACACACACACAUACCAUUUUGUCGAACUACCGGCAGUACUUGUAAUUGACAUUUUAAGGACCUAAUAGACAUCAAUACCUGUAUACGUUUGUUUAUAUUUGGUACUGAGUUGUAAAGUAAAUACAGUAUACAUAGAUAUAUACAUGUGUAUGUCUAUCUAUAUUUUGAAUCACUUGAACGUUGAAAGAAGAAAGUCAGGAUGUGUGAUGUUGACGUCUGACAGAACUCCAUUUUUCAUGUGUAAAAGGUAAACAAAUUGUCACCGGUUUAAUUAGAUGUAGGUUUGUUUUUAUUUCUUCAGGUCUGCCAGGUAGAAAAACACUUUGUUCCACAAAAAGUGAAGCUCUAUGGCGCCUCAUAGACAUGCACUUACUGUUGUGUUCAUGAAACUUUUUUUAUGUUUCUUCGUUUCCCCAAAAGCGGGUCUGAAUGGAACUAUAUAAACUGUUGUGUCUUUCUUCCAAUGCGCAACUUUUUUUAUUAGACAUUUUGAUUUUGUUAUUUAAUAUUAUAUAUUGACUCCAAAAUGCAAUCAAGACUGUUAAUUUCUAUUUGUCCAACCAAAAUUGUGGUUUUUAAUUAUUGUUGAACUAUAAUGUAUGAGAAAAGCCAGGUGAAAACUUGCUUAGUGUAGAAAAUCCUUGCUCGUGUCUGUAAUUGUUGAGAUUUUUUAAAUGUUUUUAUGCUACAGAAUCAUUCACUUUACCCUGGAUACAUAAUUUUGUGAUUUCCACAGAUGUUUUCUUUCUCCUUUGUUAUUUCAUAAAGCACAUAUUUUCUAAAGAAACACGGAUUGUUUGCGGGUUAAAACCUUGGAACAGCAGCAUCUGUUCAUAUGCAGUGGAGUGUCCAGAAUAUACUGAAGUGCUAAUGAUCCAGAAGAUGUGUAACCUCCCUUUACUCUCAGUGGAAGAAGAUAUAUUUUAAGUCAGAGAUAUACAUCCUCUUCCUGUCACUUUUACCUUUAAAUCACUGUGGGAAGGGUUAUGUUACGGAUAAGAUAUAUAUAUCUAUAUAUGUGGAGAUUAUAUGAGAUAAAUAUAUAAAUAUAUAUAUGAAGAAUAUAUUAUUUAACCAGUGGAUUUACUUAUGACGGUCAGCUCCAAACCUCCUGGCCCGGUGGUCCAUGUCGCUGGACGUUCUCCUUCCUCCUUCGCUCUCUGUUCACGCUGUGUGCUUUGCUCAUUACGCCAUCCUGUUGUCUUGUUUGUUCUUUUGAUACGAUACCAUCCUACUGAUUUUACUGUAAUGAAUGAAACUCAAAACUAUGAUGUAUCAUUUUAGAUUUUAUGCUGUAUUUGUUAUAUGGACAAAAACAACAACACACAAAACGAAGCAAAAACACUACAGAUUUAAAGCAGAGGUUUUUUUCCCCAGCUGUAUUUUUUUACGCUGUUGCAAAAGGUUGUAUUUUUCAAUUUCUCUCGAACUUUAACAGUGAUGCAAAACUUGGGCCGCGCCUCAGUGCCCUCCGAACACAAAGCAAAUUCAGGUUACUCUUUUUACGUUUUUAUCAAAGGUUUUCAAAGAUGGAACUACAGUCUCCUUUUUUCUGUCUGAAUUGUACUACUGUUCCUCUCUAUACUACAUUUUAAGAAUAAAACUUUGAUAUUGCUUUAA
Messenger RNA from Pseudoliparis swirei, 5234 nucleotides. It is a transcript of the gene zbtb10, whose product is annotated as zinc finger and BTB domain containing 10. Gene Ontology annotation, biological process: regulation of transcription by RNA polymerase II. The coding region runs from base 215 to 2446 and encodes 743 amino acids. The record is from RefSeq and is a predicted model, not a curated record. The transcript is spliced from 5 exons. Gene Ontology annotation, molecular function: protein binding; DNA-binding transcription factor activity, RNA polymerase II-specific; RNA polymerase II cis-regulatory region sequence-specific DNA binding. Lineage: Eukaryota; Metazoa; Chordata; Actinopteri; Perciformes; Liparidae.